CAUUACCUCACAUUCCACAGGUGGCACUGGUGUGUGAGGACUCUGUGCAGGCUACUCUGCGGAUUGUACUAUGACCCUCUCAGAUUAGUUAGACUACUUGUUGCCUCAUUUAGUCCCUCAGACUCUCAGAGGAAGCUCUGAACCCAGCACCUGUCUCCUGAUUUUGGUCUAAAGCAUCCAGCUCAGAUGAGUUUCAAAAAAGACUCCAGCGACAUGGAGCUGGGCACCAGAAACCCGGUGUUUCAGGAUGAGGACGGCGCCGGCUCAUCGGCGGACACGGUCGACAAUCGCUCCACGGCGGACACGGUCAGCACCGGCGCCUCGGAGAAGCGCGACUCCGCGGCUGUGAAGCUGGACCCGGCGGACCAGUACACGCAGAUCAAGCCGUACGCCGGGAUGCCCAAGGAGGUGCUGCUGCUGUACUCGUCUCGGGCUCGGUACCGAGUGGUCCGAGAGAUCCUGUUCUGGCUGACGGUGUGCUGCACCCUGGCUCUGGUGGCGAUCACCAUCACGGUGAUAGCGCUUUCUCCGCGCUGCCUGAGCUGGUGGCAGGUCUCCCCGGUCUACCAGAUCUACCCCCGGUCCUUCAAGGACUCCAACGGGGACGGGGUCGGAGACCUCAAUGGAAUUCGGGAGCAGCUGGAUCACUUCCAGUACCUGAACAUCAAGUCGGUGUGGAUCAGCCCUUUCUACCGCUCUCCCAUGAAGGACUUUGGCUACGAUGUGGAGGAUUUCCGGGACAUCGACCCACUCUUUGGGACCAUGCAGGACUUUGAAGACCUCUUGGCCGAGAUGCACAGCAACGGUUUGAAGCUGAUCAUGGACUUCAUUCCUAAUCAUACCAGUGACAGACACCGCUGGUUCAACUUGAGCCGGGCUAGAGAUCCUCAAUAUCAGGAUUACUACGUCUGGACUGACUGCACUGAAACUGGUCCGAAGCCUAAUAACUGGGUCAGUAUAUUUGGGAACUCGUCAUGGACUUAUGAUAAAGUUAGAGGGCAAUGCUACCUGCACCAGUUCCUCAAGGAGCAACCAGACCUGAACUUCAGAAACCCGCAAGUCCGCCAGGAGAUGAUUGAUAUUAUUCAUUUCUGGUUGGAGAAGGGUGUGGAUGGGUUCCGUAUGGAUGCAGUGAAGCACAUCCUGGAAGCUGCACACCUGAGGGACGAACCUCAGGUGGAUCCAAACAAACCACCCGAGCAAGUAACUACAGAGUGGGACCUCUACCAUGACUACACCACCAGUCAGCUGGGACUGCAUGACAUGCUGAGGGAAUACAGGGCUGAGCUGGACAUCUACAGCCGUGAGCCUGGCAGAUACAGGUUCAUGGUGACAGAGUCGUACGACUACCACGAGGUGGACAAGACCAUGAUGUACUAUGGCACCCCGCUGAUUAAAGAAAGCGACUUCCCCUUCAACUUCUAUCUGCUGGACUUACCUCACAACACUAGUGGUGUGUGGGUCAAACAUCUGGUCCACCUCUGGAUGGGCAACAUGCCCCGAGGACAAUGGGCCAACUGGGUGGUUGGGAACCACGACAGGCCCCGCAUUUCCUCCAGUGCUGGUCGGAUCUAUGUUCGUGCCAUCAACAUGCUGCUGCUGACCCUUCCGGGCACGCCCACCACCUACUAUGGCGAGGAGAUCGGCAUGGAGAACAUUAACAUCACAGCCAGUCAGGUUCAGGACCCUGCUGGCAGAUACAAUGUAAGUAACAGUCGGGAUCCUGAGCGGUCUCCAAUGCAGUGGAGCGCUGACAUGAACGCAGGCUUCAACAAUAAAACCAAUGUCACGUGGCUACCCGUGCACCCCGAUUACAGAAGCGUCAAUGUGGAGGUCCAGAAGGAUGAUGAGAACUCUGUCCUGUCUCAGUACCGUUUCCUGAACAGUCUUCGUCAGUCUGAGCUCCCCCUCCACCGUGGAUGGUUCUGCUACGUCCAUGCUGACUCCAGCGUCUUCGCUUACCUCAGAGAGCUUGAUGGUCUUAAGCAAGCAUUCCUAAUGGUGCUUAACUUUGGUAAACAGUCUGCCACCACAGAUCUCUCCUCUAUUCCUGAGCUACCAGAUCAGCUGGAGGUGCUGAUGAGCACUAACCACGUCAACAAUGGCAAGGUGUUUCCAAAGUCUCGUAUCCAAACAGAAGCAGGAGAGGGUCUGGUGAUUCAGUACUACACCCACACCCGGUUCCAUCCCAACCAUCCAGAAGAAUGCUAUGUUGCUGAAAAGGCCUGCUAUUUGGAGAGCAUAGGCAUACUUUAUAAAUGCUGAAGUUAUUAAAAUUCUUCUCUUGAGUCCUGUCUAUCAAAUAAAAAAUAUAUUAUAAAGAAAUAAAGAAGACAAUCAGAGACGCA
Messenger RNA from Mugil cephalus (flathead mullet), 2348 nucleotides. It is a transcript of the gene slc3a1, whose product is annotated as solute carrier family 3 member 1. Gene Ontology annotation, biological process: carbohydrate metabolic process; amino acid transport. NCBI's taxonomy places the organism in Eukaryota, Metazoa, Chordata, Actinopteri, Mugiliformes, Mugilidae. The record is from RefSeq and is a predicted model, not a curated record. Bases 187 to 2265 code for a protein of 692 amino acids. The transcript has 10 exons.